CAUGCGUUGUAGGCGGACCGAGAGGGGUCUCACCAGACAAGUCACCGCGGAGACAGUCAGGCAGCUUUCAAGAUUGGGUCAACGAGGAAACUAGAGUUGUCUGAACACAAGUUUUGAAGUUUCCAGACAGGAGAAGUUAUUUUUUUUAAUCGUCCCGCUACGUGACGUUGUGUCAGACUAAGGGUGUCCGGUUUCCUAGUCUUGAGGGAUUGCGAUGCCCUCUGACUUUAUCUCCCUUUUCAGCGGGGACCUCGACCUGAAUCCUCCCAGAGCCUUGUACUCGAAAGAAUCAGCGUAUGAUCUUCUUCCAAGAAAGCUACAGUUGUCUUCCUCCACUCAGCAGAACCUAAAAAUAAUGAGUCAAAAGAGCGGUGGAGAGGCCGGGCCUCCUCCUUCAGCUGCUAUAGCAUCAGAUGCCAUGUCUUCUUCUAUGACCAUGGAGAGCCCCUGCAGUGCUUUUUCCACCUCUUCCAGCUCCACCAUUCAUUCCAGCACUUCACCCAGUGACCAAAACACAGUUCACUGCAGCAAUGUGGACCCAGAUGACAUCAGGACUGGUAAAGCUGGACCUGAGGCUGUCGGGGCAGAAGGUGGGAAUGGUAACGGCAGCAGUGGAGGUACCUGCAGGGGAAGCAGCGACAUGACGCCAUCUAAACGCCGCACUAUAUUAAACAUCUCUCCACCACCACAAGAUCUGUUUGAUGACAGCCAGAUGUCCUGCCAGGGUGAAGCAUCUCUGGACUCUGAGCAGAGUAACAGCAUCUGGAUGGAUGACUCUCUCUCCAACUUCAGCAUCAUGAGCACUGUCUCUUACAAUGACAACACAGAGGUUCCUCGAAAGUCCCGCAAGCGGACGCCUCGCCAGAGGCCCGGGCCCAAGUCUGUGCCUCCAGGGGAAGGCAGCAUGGAUGUGUUUGAUGCAGACAGUGCUAAAGGGCCUCACUUUGUUCUCUCACAGCUGGGCCCUGACAGCAAGACUGGACCAAAAGGAAGCUCUGAUGAUCCUCAUACUCCUAAACAGAAAGGUGGAACUCUUUUGAUACAGUACCCACAGAAGAGUGAGGGGAAGGAGCUAAAGAUCCUCGUCCAGCCUGAGACACAACACCGCGCUCGAUAUCUGACUGAAGGCAGCCGAGGGUCCGUGAAGGACCGCACGCAGCAGGGCUUUCCAACUGUGAAGCUGGAGGGAGUGAAUGAGCCGGUAGUUCUUCAGGUGUUUGUGGGCAAUGAUGCUGGCCGUGUGAAGCCUCAUGGAUUUUACCAAGCCUGCAGGGUCACAGGACGAAACACCACGGCCUGUAAAGAGGUGGACAUCGAUGGAACAACCGUCAUCGAGGUGUCCCUUGAUCCAAGCACAAUGAUGACACUGGCGGUGGACUGUGUUGGGAUCUUGAAGCUCCGUAAUGCUGACGUCGAGGCUCGCAUCGGUGUGGCUGGGUCAAAGAAGAAGAGCACACGCGCUCGGCUGGUAUUUCGGGUCAACAUCCCCCGUCCAGAUGGUUCGGUGCUCACACUGCAGACUCCAUCAUCUCCAAUCCUGUGCACUCAGCCUGCAGGAGUGCCUGAAAUCCUGAAGAAGUCUCUGCACACGUGUUCAGUGAGGGGAGGAGAGGAGGUUUUUAUCAUUGGCAAAAACUUCCUGAAAGACACCAAAGUAAUAUUUCAAGAGGAUGUUUCAGAUGAGACUUCGUGGAAAGCAGAGGCUGAAAUUGACAUGGAGCUUUUCCACCAGAAUCACUUGAUAGUGAAAGUUCCUCCAUACCAAAACCAAACCAUCACCACCCCGGUGUGUGUGGGGAUCUAUGUGGUGACCAAUGCUGGGAGAUCCCAUGAUGUUCAGCCUUUUACCUACACACCUGAUACAGCCAAAAAUGAUGUUCCUGUGAAGAAAGAGGCUCCCUCUCCAGUGAAGACUUGCCCAUUUGAUGAACAAAUUAAAGUUCUAGAUGGGGCCUUGCUGCCUUCCUUGUUACCCUUAGUGAAGCGAGAGGAUGUCACACCAAUGGAGAUCACAAGCAACCUCCAGUCUUCAGGUGUUUUUAAGCAGACUGAAGAUUUGUCGACAGCCCAGCAGAACCUAGACUUGACCACAGGCCAUCUCAGUAAAAGCAGACCAUUCCCCAACAGCCUAUCUCAGCCUGCAGGCGACCCUGACAAGAGCCAGCCAUCUGUUUUUCCCAACACAGAGUCCUUAAGCACUAUUCAGAAACAGGACAUUGCACCCACCAGCUCAUUUUCAGUGCCCACUGACUCCCUGCUCCAGCAGAGCUCGCUGCAGUUCCUCCCGGAGAGAGAGGGCCUUGAGCAGGAGAGACCUGGAAGUGGCUCUGGAGCUGUGGGGAGGAUGUGUGGAGAGCAGGCACCGCAGCAGCAGCAGCAGAUACCUAUGUUCCCCUCAGACGAAGUGGCCAGGCUGGAGGAGGCUGUUAGGCAACUCAAAGCCAGAGGGUUUUGUAACUUAGAUGACACCAUGGCCAAGCAGCAGCAACAGCACAUCCAGCAUCAGCAACAGAUCCAAAAACAGCAAAUUCAGCAGCAACAGCUUCAGCAGCAACAGCAGCAGGUUUUGGAGAACUUACAGCAGCAGCUGUUUCAGUCACAGAUUCAGAUGCAGUGUGGCAUGUUUCAAGAUGCAUCUCAAGGCAAAAAUGUGGAGCAACAGAGCCCAUCACAAGGAGUGGUGCCAAACCAAGGGACGCUUUUCCAACAGGCCCAGCAGCAACAACAACAGCAGCAACAACAACAGCAGCAGCAGCAGCAGCAGCAAGCGGCUCUCUUUCAGCAGGCGAGUGACCUGCUCUCCAUUCAGACCAACUUCCUCCAGCAGACGCCCUCACACCCUUCUCCACCCAUGUUCCACAAUCCCACUUCUUUAGCUGAAACUCAAGAUCCACAGGGGGGUUUGUUUCAGAAAGCCUCCCAGGAGCAGGUCCAGGCCGCUCUGUUCCAAAAUACCAUGACAGUCCUGCAGUCUCCAGACCAGCAGCCAUCAGCUCCUGGACUUUUCCUCAGUCAGGGCAGCAGUGCGCAACAACAGCAGCAACAGCAGCAGCAACAGCUGGCUUUCCUCAGUGCGCUACAAACUCCUGCUCCUGAACCACAGUCAGUAUUUCAGGCUCAAACCCAGCUCUCCCCCAUCCAACAGAGAGGCCCCAUGGAGCAGCAGCAACCCAGCCAGUCUCAACCCCACACACAGUCAGCUCAGCAGGCCUCCCUCUUUCAGAACAUCUCCCAACAUCCAGCUGCAAACACUCUCAGUGCAGGCCAGCAGCAGCAACAACAAGCUGGUCUACUCUUCUGCAACAGCCGCCUCUCCUCUCCAGAUCAGGCCUCUAGUCUCAUGUUCAGCAGCCAGGGCCAGAUGCCAUCGCUAACCAGCAGCAGUCUAGUUUCCCAGGAGACCCAAAACCCCUCUCAGCUUUUUUCUCAAGCCAGCAUGGUAACAGUCAACCAGCAGGAUCGCUCUGAGCCCAUGGCCUUAGGGAACCCCGCAGAUCCUCGACAGCAGGUCAUGUUUCAGGAGCAGCAGCCGAUGCAGUUGGGCAGCAGCUCAAACAGCCGGCAGGAGCAGCCUGUGGGCCUCUUUCUGCCUCAGUCGAACAUGGCCCCUCUGCAGGGGGGGCUGGCUGCUCAGGAGCUUGCACAAUCAGCUAUGUUUGCUUCGCAGAACGGCGUGGCAAACCUUCAAACAACCACCUCGUCCCCCGUGCAGCAGCCAGGGACUCUGUUUCAGACAGCUGUCAGUGGAAACAUCAAUCAGCCCAGCCAGCCUCCACAAUCAGGGCUCUUCCUGUUUGGGAUUCAGAAUGAGUGUGGCCCGCUGAUGAGUACUCCUGGGAAUACUCUUUCAGAUCAGAUCAUCGCCAUCAGCCAGUCUGGUCAGAACCAAAGAGAGAGUGAAGCUCACAUCCAGUCUCUGCUCAGCCAGUCCCUGUCUCAGCCUGGGUCCGUGCAGAACAGCAUGACGGCUUCACAGAACAUGGAGAAGAUUGACGACCUGCUGGUCAGCCUGCAGGAGUCCAGCAGCAACUUAACUCGCUCAUUCUAGACAUGAUGCGGGGUCAACAAUUUGUCUUGUGUUUGUUACCUGUAAUAUUCAGUUUAAUCGAUUGAUGUUGACAAGUCAUCAAAAUUCUCUCUUUUAUUAAGUACAAGCAGUACGCAAUUUUAGAUCUUUUAUUGUCUGCAAUGAAAAACAGUAGCUAAAGGGUGCUAAACAUUAUUUAGUGCUGCUGGCCUUGUUGAGCUAGCCCCCCCCCCCCAAAUAACUCAAAAAAUAACUCUUCAGACUGAAAUUAAUUAUGGCUUUAUCUCACAAAAAGCACAAAGUUGACUUUUUUGAAUGACUUAACAUUGUUAAAACCUGCAUCGCUUGAGACAUUCAGUCACAUUUGGGCCAUUUUAUCCAUUUACCUUGUAAAGUUUUGCGUAUGUCUGUAGGUAGAUUGUCGUUGAUGUUAUCAUCUUUCAGUUCUUGUGGCGUUUCCUAAAAUGUUCUCUGAAGUGUUUAGUGGUUUACAUGCAUAAUGUUCCCUUUCAUGUUCAUUUUUAGCGUAUUUUUUAUGUAUUAAAGGCUAAGUGUGAGGUUCAGCAGAGCGAUAAGGCAGGGUGUGGUAGGUUUGGUUGAAGGUAGCCACUGUUGAUGAGAAAUGGUUCUUGUGUAACCCAACAGGGCAGAAAGUUGUUAUAAGAAGGUUAGAGAGGUAGAAAAAAGCAGAAAAAAUAAGACUUAGAGGAAGGACAGGGAGUGAUACAAACAUUUGAUUUGUUGUGAAACAGGCAUCUAUUAUAUACAGUGUGUAGGUUGAUCGUUUUCUCAAAGUUUAAGCAGGAACUAAUAUUGGUUUGAAAACCCUCUCUGUGUCAGAUAGCUAACAAAAGGGACUGGCUUUGGUAAAAGAAAUAACAUACUCUAAAACUGCUUAGUAGUUGCACAACGAAAGGACUUAGUGGCUUUAGUUUUGCUCAACAAAAGGCUAAAUUAGGGCUACUCUUAUUGAUGUGUGUGGCACAGUAUUACUUUAAGAAUAAUAUUUAUAGUUAGCAAACAGCUGUUAAGUGAAGAUGGCCACCUCCAGCUGUGCUACAGAUCCAUCAAUAGUACAGCACAUAUCUCCACCAUCAUGUACAGAUAGCACUUUGUGAUAUAGGUUAGAACAUAUUUAGGCUAACCUUUAGUCUCUAUUCAUCUGAUGUAACUGUGUCAUUUUUAUCAGGUUCUUAUUUAGUGCUUUAUACAAAGAAUAUUUUUCCUUUUGUCUACACUUUACAAUGCUGUGUGGCCACCUCACUCACUGAGGGUACAGUACAGUCCCACAAUGAGGUGGUGCUUUUUCCUUCAUUGUUUACAGUAAAGAAAAUACAUUUCUUAGUUGCACAUGGAUCAGAAAUUAUUGUCAUUACUGUGCGGUGUUAGCAAAGAGGAUAUUUGUGCAGCCAGGCAAAUUCUCCAAAAUAGUCUCCAGUCUGUCUGCUGUUUCUCCAAAAUAUCUCUUUGUAGUAUAACAAUGCAUCACAUUGUUUCUUUGUUCCCAAGUCAAAACAAGACCAAAAAUGUAUUCCUGACAACCAACUUUGACACAUGUGGAUCAAGACAUUCAAAAACUGUAAGAACAUGUAACUCUUAUUUAAGUAGACCUACAGUGGAGAGAGUAGGGUGUAUUAUAGUGUGUUUUAUUUUGUGUCGUAGUGGUUAGACCUUUGUGUGUUUUAGUGUCACUGUGAUGUCUUCACUCUGCGUCGGGCACGCAUGAACUGGAAUAGUAUUCUUAAAAAAGCUAGAAACGAGCCUUAUCUUUUUUUCAAAGCAGUUUUAUUAAUGUGAUGGGUUUAGCAAAGGCAAGAGUCUGUGGGCUUCAUCUCACCCAGGUUAAGGCAUUUACAUGCAGAAACAGAGCUCUUUACAUGUAAACUUUACAAGUUUUAUAGAUUAAAGUCUAAAAUCUUUGUCUGCAGUCAGCCAGUGGCCUCAGGACCAAAGUUUGACUCAAAUCUUGCUUUGUAUAACUCCUGAUGACAGGCCAGUUUUAUGGCUUUUAUUUUCUUUAUUUCUGACUUUUAAGUCAAAAAAAAAAACAUUGACAUUUAUUUGCCUUUUAAAGAUACAGAUUUCCUUAUUGGGCAUAGUGUCACUCUUUUCUCUUGUUCUGUUGUUUUUGUAGUGUUUGGAAAUAAACGUGUUUAUGGUGUUUCACUGUUAAGUGUGUGCAUGAACAAGGGGCUGGUCUCUGAAAAUCGCAGGAUUAGCUCAGUUUAAUGCUUGUCUUGUUUUCUUUGUAAAGUUUGUUAGAAACUCAUCUACACCGUUACAUUUAUACACUUUUGAAUCAAAUAACAAGUGUGGAGAGUGUGUAAAUUUGACCAAUGUGAUCAUUCUGUCUGAGUGCUUUUAAAGGGAGCCUGCUCCUGAAGGAAAAGAGCUGUAUGUGAUAGGGUUUCUUCAACAUGUGAAACAGAAGAACUGAGAUUUCUAGUGUGAAAUUGAAUUUAUUUUACAAAGAUGAAAAUUUUAAAAAAAAUUUUCAGGUUAAGUGCCUUUGCCCCCUCUCAGAGAGGCGUAUCCUAUUUAUUUGGGUGUUAGUUUUCCAAUGAUCAGUUGUAUUCAUAUAUUUUACCGUGUUUAAUGUGACUUGGUCCACAAACUUAUUCUGUAAAUGGCGACUGAUGGUGAUGCCUUCAUAUCAUCUGCUCUUUUAGACUUACAAUCAGAGUCUGUAGUCUUUUUUUUUACAAACAGCAAGAAAAAUGCCACAACCUAUUUGUUAAACUCAAAACCCUUAAAAGAGGACCAAGAAAAUUCAGUAUUUCUUCUCUGAAUAAAGAACUGAAUGUGAUUAUACUCUAUAGCUGUAAAUGUCUCGCUUAGAUGCUGAAUGUUCUUUUAUACACAUACUGAGGAGGUAAUUACUUUUUUGAAAUUACAGUUUACUCAUGUGUGUAUUUACUAUGUACCUUCAUUAAAAAGUGUGAGUCAGAAUAUAGUCAUUUGUACUUUUGUGGAAAAAGUGGAAAGAAAGUUCUCAUAUUUCCUGAAAUGUCUGUUUCCUGCAAUAGAACAACAACAGUUAACAACACUAUUCAGUCUAAUUUCACAAGUGUUCAAAUGGUGAAUGUUUCCCUAAAUUGUCACUUUAUUCACUAGUAGAUAUAGUUCAUGUGCCUUAAGGAGAGUUAGUAGUAGUACAACUGAUUGAUUUGUUUUUUUUACCAAUGGUGCCUGUUUAUUGCCCCACAGUGGAGUAGUCCUUACUAACCAGAAUGUUUGAAGCCAUAAGACUUUAAGUGUACUUUAAAUGCUCGACAACAGUGACCAGUUUAACGGGGUUUUGGUUGGUAAUAUGUUUUGUGCAAUUUCUGUUGUGUGUCUCACUUGUUUGUACUGAAGUAUCCAUUGCAUUUAUGUUCUGUAACAUAGAUGCAGGCAAAUUUUCUCUGAAACUGCUAUGCAGCUAAAAUACUGUAAAUGUAGAUGUAUUACUUUUUGAAUAUAUAUUUUUUUCUAAAUAGCCUCUCUAAAGUAGAAAACCAAAGUAGAUGUUCUUUCUAUUAUUUAUGUUCAUGCUAAUUGAAAUAUGCUCUUUCAAACAUUUUCUAAACUAAAAUCUGAACUCUCCAGACAAAAGUUCACUAAUGGUUUGUCCCUCUUCUGUAUAUCCAGGCUUACUGUUUAAUGUUGCAGUCAUUCCCUAUACUCCUGACUUCUCUCAGUUGUUCUUAUUCAGAUCAAUAAAUGCAAAUAAUGCAAAAUGAUAAUUUCCAAAAACAGUUUGCUUCCUUCAUGUGUCUGCAACAUCUCUACAGGGUUUCCUGCUGCUAACAAGACUGAACUACUUAUCAGUAAACUAACUUCUCCAUUUGGACAAAGGAAGAGGGGGGAAUGUGCCUUAAUUUCUAACAAUUUGAACAACUGUCAAAUUAUUACCCUUUGAGAUUUUGUUUCACUGAAUUUGGCUUUUGUUGGGAUGUUUUUAUUCUCUUGCAAAUAUAUAUUUCAUUAAAUCUGCUCCUAUCUUUAUUAAAUCUAUAAACUGUAAAUGUUAUGUCUCUGACCGGCUGUUUCAUGUUUUGUGGUUUUUUUACUGCUAAGAAUCAUGAGGUAGUCAUUUGACAAUACAUUUUCAAUGUUUGAGAUUUCUCUAAUAAAGGCAGCCUUACUGAAGUAACUGA
Messenger RNA from Cheilinus undulatus (humphead wrasse), 8166 nucleotides. It is a transcript of the gene nfat5b, whose product is annotated as nuclear factor of activated T cells 5b. Gene Ontology annotation, cellular component: transcription regulator complex. The transcript is spliced from 13 exons. The coding region runs from base 215 to 4048 and encodes 1277 amino acids. The record is from RefSeq and is a predicted model, not a curated record. Gene Ontology annotation, biological process: regulation of transcription by RNA polymerase II; cytokine production; calcineurin-NFAT signaling cascade. NCBI's taxonomy places the organism in Eukaryota, Metazoa, Chordata, Actinopteri, Labriformes, Labridae. Gene Ontology annotation, molecular function: DNA-binding transcription factor activity, RNA polymerase II-specific; transcription factor binding; RNA polymerase II cis-regulatory region sequence-specific DNA binding.